UUCCGGUUGCACAGGUUUAAAAGCAAUUGAUUUUCUGUCUUCGUGUCGUCCUGUCAGUUUCUGUUCGGGAAACUUUUGAUUCCUCUGUUUCAUAAUCUUGUAACGACAUCUCGUUGACCGAGGUCUGAAGGUUUAUCGUUGUACAAAUUAUGAUGCUGUUGUGACGGUUAAGACGCCAGAAGGGGGAAAAAAUCACACCGAAGUAAGGAAGCGGCUCGUUAUGAUUACACCAGCUAACAGGUGGGAGUAUUGUAUGUGAGAGCUCUACAAUGUGGACAGAUAAGCAAAGAGGAAUCAGAGUUUCUCAGGAGGAGCUGCUCUGCAAGAAUGCCUGUGGGUAUUAUGGGAACCCUGCAUGGCAAGGCUUCUGCUCCAAGUGCUGGAGAGAGAGAGCACGUCAAGCCGGAGCCUCGAGACAAGACACAAGGCCGAGCAAUGAUGGAACUCCUCUCACCUUCUCUAAAUUUGAGGAGAAGAAAAACACUGAGAAAGGUCGUCGAAUUAACACAAUGAGGAGACUCUUCUGGGGCAGCCCAUCGCCUCCAAAACGUCAAGAGUCUUCUGAAAGCUAUACAAAUGUGCUAAAAGCCUACCAGAGCCUUAAGCCCGGGGACUUCACAACUUUCCUAAAGACACUUCGGAGCCCUUCCUCCCAGCGCUUGCAGUCCCAAUGUACAGCUUUCCUCAACACGAUGGAGGCAUACCAUGAUCUGCCAGUACAGAAGCAGUCAGAUCUUGUGCAAGAUUUCUACCAGUCUUUUGCUGAAUAUUUUAGUAGUUUUCCUGAGGCUCAGGUCACUCAGAUAAUGGAACAUGUGGAAAAGUUAAUAAUGACACGGUUGCACAAAUGGGUUUUCUGCCAUGACAGCUGUGAUGACGAACAGAAGGACCUGGCUCUUCAGAGGAGGAUACGCUCCUUAAACUGGGUUACUCCGCAAAUGCUGAGCGUACCUUUUCCUGAUGCGCAGACUGAAGUCUCAGGCGACCCCUUUCUGCCUGCUAUAACAGCAAUAAUUGAGAUGGAUGCCAAACGAGCACCUCAGGACAAACUUGCAUGUGUGUCCAAAUGCAGUCAGCAUGUCUUUGAAGCACUCUCCACCUCGAACAGUGAGCCCGCUAAUGCUGAUGACUUCCUGUCAGGCCUGAUUUAUGUGGUGCUGAAGGCCAAUCCACCUCGCCUACACUCCAACAUGCAAUAUGUGAUUCGUUUUGGUCUCCCUCAUAGUCUGAUGGCAGGAGAGAGCGGCUACUAUUUCACAAACCUGUCUUGUGCGGUGGCCUUCAUUGAAAAACUGGAUGGACCAGCACUCAACCUCAGUGCAGAAGAGUUUGAGGGCUACAUGCUGCGUCAGCGUGGUCCCUCUGUAGGUGAGAAGAGGCAGAAGGUUGCCAGUGAAACACAACACCUGCUAGAAGAGCUAAAAGGCAGACAGGAGAAGCUGGAUCAAGGGAUGGAUGCUCUCAACAUGGAGCUACAUAAAUGGGUCCAAGCAGUCCAUUCACAACUAGAUGAAGCAACAACCCAGUUCGCUCUGGUGGAGAAGGAGAUAACAGCUCAGGCUGAGCUCUCACAGGUUUUUUCAUCCUCAUCUCAUGCUGCACCACUGCAAGGGGAUGACAAAGACCAGUCAGUGCUGGUGCUCACGGAUCAACAUGCAGGUCCAAAAGAUACAGACUGUUAGAUAUAUGAACAAAAACUCCUAAUCUGGUACUUGACUCUUUUUAAUCAUCAGCGCUAACCCAUGGGGGCUGCAAAACAAACACAGAUUUAUAUUCUAAUACCACAUUUGCACAAGUUCCAACCACGGAAAGCUGGGAUUUGUAAGCCAGUUGAACAUGAAGGAAAAUGUCCUGAAGGAAACUUUUUGCAUUUAGUUUCACAAGACACACACAUGUUUUUAAAUUAUUUUGUUAAAAAAAGGAUUUGCACUUGUAUCCUGUAGGAUGAAGGCCAUUAGAAAUACACUUACAGUAACAUAUGUGAUUGAAUUAAUAUCUAAGCACUCAGGGUACACAGCAUUUAGGGAUCACACUUUAAGAGUGCUUAAUUAAUAUUCACAUUUUCUAAUAGUUUAAACCAAUGUGCCUAUAUGUAGACCCCUGUGAAAUAAAAAAUAUGCUACAGUAGAAAAUGUUAAAUGGAAGUUGCAGACCACUACAAGUCAGGGGGUGUGUUUAGUUAAAAUUGUGUUUUUCAGGGUUGUACAACUGUUUUCAACAUGCUGCCUUCACUGUCUGUACAAAGAUGAAAUACCUAGUGCAAAACAAUGUAUAGCACAUUUUACCAUCUGUGUUAAUGUGCAGAAAGUACAUGUUUACAACUGUUUAAAAGUGUCUGAAGAAAGUGAUCAAUGAUUGUAUCCAAUACUCUAUUAAAGUUGACUUAUAUGAU
Chelmon rostratus (copperband butterflyfish) is the source of this 2392-nucleotide messenger RNA. RefSeq names its product rab5 GDP/GTP exchange factor-like. Gene Ontology annotation, cellular component: cytosol; endocytic vesicle. Gene Ontology annotation, molecular function: guanyl-nucleotide exchange factor activity; small GTPase binding; DNA binding. The record is from RefSeq and is a predicted model, not a curated record. Lineage: Eukaryota; Metazoa; Chordata; Actinopteri; Chaetodontiformes; Chaetodontidae. The transcript has 9 exons. The coding region runs from base 270 to 1682 and encodes 470 amino acids. Gene Ontology annotation, biological process: vesicle-mediated transport.